CAGUGAUUCCUACGAUUUAGUGCGGAGUGAGUUUGAUCUGUGUUUUGCUUCUGUCUGGGUCGAUAUUCUAAUUCAAGUUUAAACCCCUACGCGAUGAGUUCCGCUCCGCUGAAAACCAUACCCGAAACAUUUGCCGGUGCGGAUGUGUUCAUCACCGGUGGUUCUGGUUUCAUGGGUAAAGUGUUGAUCGAGAAACUGCUCAGAUCAUGCCCAGGAAUCAACCAAGUGUUUGUGCUGAUACGCCCCAAAAAGGGGAAGACUCCCGAGGAGCGAAUUGAUGAGUUGGUUCAAAUUCCGCUAUUCGAUGUGCUGCGAAAGACGCGUCCAGAGGAUUUACGGAAAAUCAUCCCAAUCAGUGGAGACUGUUCCGUACUGAAGCUGGAUCUUGACGAAACGAGUCUCAAACGGUUGGAGAAUGUACAAUUUGUUUUCCACGCUGCCGCCAGCGUGAGAUUUGAUGACCCCCUGGCGAAGGCCAUCCUGCUGAAUACGCGUGGAACACGAGAGGUUUGUCGGUGGGCUGAGACGUUGAAAAACCUGAAGGCCAUCGUACAUAUUUCUACGACUUUCUGUAAUCCGGAAAUAUUCGAUGUCGAGGAACGGAUAUACCCGGCCAAAAUGGAUUGGCGAAAAGCGAUUGAGAUUGCUGAAAAUGUAGACCCAGAAACGUUGGAGAUAUUGUCGCAAAAAUUAACCGGUUUCGCUCCAAACACGUACACUUACACGAAAGCCCUGGCGGAACAGAUUUGUAGCGACUACCAUAAGACACUCCCAAUUGUCGUCUAUCGGCCAUCGGUUGUGUCGUCUGCCGAGAAGGAACCACUUGUCGGAUGGAUCGAUAAUCUGAACGGACCGUUUGGUUUGUUACUAGGUUGCGCCACCGGAAUCGUACGCACCACUAACCUUGACCUGAACCUAUCAAUGAACUGGAUGCCAGUGGACGUCAGCAUCAAGGGCGCCAUUAUAACAGCCUGGAAGCAGUCCCUAGUACCAAGCAGUGAGCUAAUGGUUUACAAUAACGCAGUUGAGCAGCACAAAACCAUCACCCAUAGAUUUCUGAUGGAAGCGGGCAGCUCCAUUUGCCUUCGUGUGCCAAUGUCUAAAACGUUGUGGUUCCCGGGAGUCAACGCUACGAAAUGCAAGUACUGGUUCUACACACUUUUCUUUUGGUUGCAAAUUGUACCAUCUGUUCUCGUCGAUCUGUUACUGAAAUUAACGGGUAAACAACCAAUCCUGAUGAAGCUUCAAAGGAAAAUUUUCUAUGCGCAAAUCUCAAUGGCAUACUUUGGCAAAAAUGAUUGGGUUUUCAAAAACAACAAUUACAGAAGUCUGGGACAGGAUCUAGAGAAAGCGGAUAAGGAUAACUUCGACAUCAAUUGCAUGUGUGAUGGUUUGUACCAAUAUGUAUACAGAAGCACAUUGGGCGGACGCCAAUACAUAAUGAACGAACCGGACGACACACUUCCCUAUGCGACGACGAGGGCCAGAAGACUUCAGGUGGCCAACACAAUCCUUAAAUACUUGUUCUAUUUCUCGCUUUUGUAUCUUAUAUAUAAGCGUUUCUUGAUUGUUGGCUGAAAAAUUAUCAAUAAUGGUUAUAUUUGUUGGACGUAGCAGACCAUGGGUAAUCCCAUGCUGGCUCAAAUGUGUAACUUCCCGGCUGUUCGCGAAUCUAUUUAAUGUUCAUCCCUAUCCUAACCCCAAUCCAAAUCACUGCCUCCCGUUCUACAUGCAAUGUGUGGUGCACGACACAUCUGCAACCAGUACAGUAACCCGAGCAUAAGCAUAAGCGCAUACGAACUAAAGUGUAGAUAUAAUGCAAAUGAAUCCCACCCAUACUAAAGGGUGUGUCACAUCAAAUUGCAUCACGGAAAAAACGCUGUAGAAAUUCGCCCAGUAGACCGAUCCUUUUGAAAAUUUUAGACAGUAAAAUAAAAACUAUUAAACAACUUUUGGCAUUUUCUUUUUAUUCAUACUUCGAGCCCAAGCCCGUAUGCUCGCACCUUCCUCUUUACCCCGUCCAUAAGGUUCUGUACAACGUCAGGUUGUAGUUUUUUUUAACGUAAAUCCAUUUUCUCUUGAAGUCUCCUCCGAUUUGACAACUUUUGGGUUCUUCCGGAGUGCCUGCUUCAUAAUCGCCCAAUAUUUCUCUAUUGGGCGAAGCUCCGGCGAGUUGGGCGGGUUCAUUUCCUUUGGCACGAAGGUGACCCCGUUGGCUUCGUACCACUCCAACACGUCCUUUGAAUAAUGGCACGAAGCGAGAUCCGGCCAGAAGAUGGUCGGGCCCUCGUGCUGCUUCAAUAGAGGUAUUAAGCGCUUCUGUAGGCACUCCUUAAGGUAAACCUGCCCGUUUACCGUGCCGGUCAUCACGAAGGGGGCGCUCCGCUUUCUGCAAGAGCAGAUCGCUUGCCACACCAUGUACUUUUUGGAAAACUUGGAUAGUUUCUGCUUGCGAAUCUCCUCCGGAACGCUUAAUUUGUCCUCUGCGGAGAAGAACAACAGGCCCGGCAGCUGACGAAAGUCCGCUUUGACGUAGGUUUCGUCGUCCAUUACCAGACAAUGCGGCUUCGUCAGCAUUUCGGUGUACAGCUUCCGGGCUCGCGUCUUCCCUACCAUGUUUUGCCUUUCGUCGCGGUUAGGAGCCUUCUGAACCUUAUAUGUACGCAGGCCCUCCCGCUGCUUGGUCCGCUGGACGAAUGAACUUGACAAAUUCAGCUUAUUGGCGACAUCCCGGACCGAACUUCUCGGAUCACGUCUAAAGUGCUUAACUACGCGCUUGUGAUCUUUUUCACUGACGGAGCAUCAAUUGGUUAGGUUCUCGAAGUAUCGAUUUAGUACUCUGCUGACCGUGGAUUGGAUGAUUCCCAGCAUCUUACCGAUGUCCCGAUGUGACAACUCCGGAUUCUCGAAAUGAGUGCACAGGAUUAAUUCACGACGCUCUUUUUCGUUCGAUGACAUUUUUCCAAAUUUACGAAAAAUUGACAGUGAAACAUGGCCAACGUGAUCUAUACACUCUUAUCUGAUUAUAAGCGAAAGCUGAAGAUAUAAUUCCUAAAAAUUAAAUUUCUACAGCGUUUUUUCCGUGAUGCAAUUUGAUGUGACACACCCUUUAUAUCCAUUUCAAUUUUUCAAUGUUUUACAUCGCGUAAAUAAAU
Molecule: messenger RNA, 3155 nt
Organism: Toxorhynchites rutilus septentrionalis
Lineage: Eukaryota; Metazoa; Arthropoda; Insecta; Diptera; Culicidae
Product: putative fatty acyl-CoA reductase CG5065
Exons: 5
Coding region: 94-1578 (494 amino acids)
Biological process (GO): long-chain fatty-acyl-CoA metabolic process
Cellular component (GO): peroxisome
Molecular function (GO): alcohol-forming very long-chain fatty acyl-CoA reductase (NADP+) activity
Source: RefSeq, a predicted model, not a curated record